This is a messenger RNA of Talpa occidentalis (Iberian mole), 4557 nucleotides long. RefSeq names its product transmembrane protein 218 (gene TMEM218). The transcript has 4 exons. The record is from RefSeq and is a predicted model, not a curated record. Lineage: Eukaryota; Metazoa; Chordata; Mammalia; Eulipotyphla; Talpidae. Bases 218 to 565 code for a protein of 115 amino acids.
UGAGGAGUAAGCUAGCCUUUGAGAGAGCAGUGUUGAUUAGCGAAUCCGGAAUCUCCAGAAUGAAAGUCCACUUGUGAUUCGCCUCAAGUAAACCAAAACCCUACCGUGGGCUGCAACGAGGCCGGAGUGUGAGCCUGCCUUCCUGGAACCUAGAGCUCCAGGACCCCUCCUCCUGCCAGGGCUGAGCUGGGGCAGCUCUCACAACCCCCCCGCACAGAUGGCUGGCACUGUGCUCGGAGUCGGGGCCGGCGUGUUCAUCUUAGCCUUGCUCUGGGUCUUCGUGCUGCUGCUGUGUGUGCUGUUAUCUCGAGCCUCCGGGAUCGCUAGGUACUCCAUCAUUUUCCUGUUUCUUGGUGCUGUGCUCAUCACCUCGGUGCUGUUGCUCUUCCCCCGAGCCAGUGAACUCCCAGCCCCAGAGGUGGAAGUGAAGAUUGUGGAUUCCUUCUUCAUUGGCCGCUAUGUCCUGCUGGCCUUCCUCACUGCUGUCUUCCUUGGAGGCCUCUUCUUGCUUCUGAUUCAUCAUAUCCUGGAGCCAGUCUAUGCCAAGCCGCAGCGUUCCCACUGAACACUGUUCGAGAAAACCGAGACCCUGUUCUCACCUCUGCUUAGAUGUCACCAAAGAGCAAAACUCUGCCGCAGCGGUGUGCCUCGUGCCUCGAGGUCAAGGAACCUUCAUUGCCGGACAAAUCCCUGGAGUCCUGACCUCCAGAAAUGAGGUUGCGAAAUGUUCCCCACACAGAGUCUCACCAGCGUAAGAGGACACUGCUGUCUUCUUAGCACCCAAACCUUGGGUUUUCCAUCUGUGUUGACAGGGAAAUAGUAAUGAUGAGCUGCUUCGAGUAGGUUUUCAACCAAGAUGUUAAUAAGCAAUUUGGGAAAAGGAGCUCUUUGACUUCUGCUGUCUAGUAGAUGGAAGUCCUUUUUGAUCAGAUGUACAUCUCUCACUUACAAGGCGAGGGCCAGGGGCAGUUAUUCCUACCCUGGAACUGGCUCUUUCUUAUUCAGUCUGGAAAAACAUUCCAGAUGAGACUUUGUCAAAGAAAGCCAUGAAGGAAAUAGUUUAUCUGGCCUAGAACCCAUAGGGAUCAUUUAGAAAGGAUGUCACUCAGAGUUCAAAAGCCUCUGUGAAUGGGCUGAUGGUCAGCGUUGGUUGUGGACGCUCUGUGCUGGCGCUGAGGGCUCUCUGAAGGCCUGCAGGACAACAGUCCAUGGACCUUCAUUCAAACUCUGGGCCACAGCUUUCUGAACCCCCUCUCUCUGUAUUUCAAGUUGAUAUGGGGAUUAGAGGAAGGCCGUGGAAAUACUGAUUGUCUUGCUGCUGGGUAUCUCUGGAUUCUUAUUCUCCCAGAAUCUGGUGGCCUGUGCCUUAAGAAUCCACUUGAGGGUAUUGUCGUUUCUCCCAAAGCAGGUGAGGAAUGUAUAUGCCUAGGAUUAGGUAUAACUGUCUGCCAACCUGAGAUCCCAGGCCAAGUGAAACUCAACAUUAUACGGUGGGUGCUCUGGGCUGGUCCUGCCUCCCUUGAACUAUUUGAAGAAACAUCUUCAAGCUUAAAAUUACGAACCAGAAAUAAAUGGGAAAAACAUUGAGUACACGCUAUGUGCUAUUAGUAACUAGUUCCUUUGAAAUACAAUUAAUUUAAUCUCUAUAGCAAUCUCUUGUCAUUCCCAUUCUAAAGUAGGAAAGAAGUGCGUGUGACCAACUCCAGGGCCUGGGUGGGACUGAAAAGAGAAUACUGAACUUUGUGGGACUUUGAUGGAGAACUUGAGGACGCAAGCUCCACUCUCUUUCUCGCCCAGAUCCUGUUCAGUGAGGGUCCCUGAUCCCUCCACCCCAGCAGACACAAAGCUCUGCAUCAAGAGAAGACAGAGCUGGUGGCUUCAAAGCAUCAGGGGCUGGCGAGGGUCAGGGGCAGUUAUUCCUUCCCUGGAUCUGGCUCAUUCUUAUUCAAUCUGGAAAAACAUUCCAGAUAAGACUUUGUCAAAGAAAGCCAUGAAGGAAAUAGUUUCUUUAUCUGGCCUAGAGCCCCUAGGUAGGGAAAGAAUGGAGAACUAUCCUCCAAGCAGACUGGAGCAGAGAAAGGAGAAUGCAGAGACCUGAAGAAAGUAGGGGGAGCUGGGUCAGGCCAUUGUGCCCCCAGGACACCUGCGCUGAAGCUUCAAGAGGCCUGCGCAGAGGGCUGAGCCAGCCCGGGGAACAUGGAACCUCAGCAGGCACAGGACGCCCUGUGUCCCUCUCCUCAGAGACUUGCUGAAAAAAACAAGUUUAGGAAAAUGUCCAAGUUAAUGACCAAAUCCAUCUUUUUUUAUACCCCAACAAAAUUAUCCAACAGCUAGAUCAAUGCUAUGAUGUUCUGGGUGACUAUCAACAUGGAGAAUAUGUUUUAACAUCAGAAACUAAAUCCUCACCCAAGUACCAUUAUUAAUUCUUUUUACACAGAUGUAAACGACUAGUUUAUGUGCUUUAGGCAAAAAAAUAUGCUUUGUACAAAGUGUAUUUCAGUUUGACCUCUCUCCUACAGAUCCGCAGGUCCUAAUCAACUGUGGCGAAAUGAAAAGUUACUUUCUUCCCUCAUACUCAAAGCAGUCCUCUCCACCCCCCACCCCCAACAACCCCAAAGAGUUGAGGUAAGAAGUUUAAGGCCAGAAGGCACAAGAUGAAUUUCACUGAGAGUUCCAGGUGGGACACCCAUAUAAUCAGUGCAUAGUGUGGCACCCCUUAUGUUCAUGGCCUUCCUGGAGACAGGACUUAGAGGUGAGCCCCAAAAUAUGAACACAAAUCAUCUUAGCAUCUCAGUCAUCAUUCUUUGGUUGUGCCAGGCUAUGCUCUUGUGCCUCAGCAGGGCUCUCUCGUGGUAAUUGAUCCCUACUGGUUAGCAGGUGGAGAAGGAGUAAAUCGAGGCUUCGCUCUAAGAAAACAGGUUAUUUCAAAGCCUCUUAAAACUGUGUCCUAACAAAGCCAUGGCUGCAGAAGAGGCCAGCCCGUGAUGUGACGUAGGAGUUCAAGACAGGCCACCCCCAAAUAUACCACUUUGGUAUAGCGAUUUAUUUUUGAGUGAUUUAAUUUGGAAAACAGAGAAUUCAGGAAUAGGUUUUCUGUGAACCCCUCCUCUAUCUAAAGAGACAUCUUCCUCAGGACCUGGAGUCCUGCAGACACACACACACACAGUUUUGUCAGCCAGGGAAGAGUGAUUAUCAUGGGAUGGACACACCACACCAGACGACUUUGUCUCUAACUUUCACACUGCCCAUGGAUUUUUCUCAGGGCCCGUUUGUCUUUUCUAAGAUGAUUUACUGUUCCCUGAGAGGCCUACACUCUACCUCCCCUUUGCUUGAGAAGACCUGUAUAAUCCUGAACUCUAGCCACCCGAGGAGCUCUGUCCCUUGUGUAUCCAUUAUAAACUUAGGUUUUUCUCUUAUUAAAAAAAGAAAAAUUAUAUCCUGACAAAACUAACAAGACACCAUCCCCUCCCCACAGUGGAGAUGUCUGUCCUCUCCGCUAGGUGGUGCUGUGUUCUCUUUCAGAUUUCUCACAUCAGCAAAACCCUAGAUAAUUUUUUGACAAGUUCCUUUAAUUUCUCACGUACAGAAUGGAAGUAAAGCUAGGAUUCUUAACUGGUGCACAGUAUCACCUAUUUAAUCUAAAAAUUCAUCAGAAUCACUGCCGGCAUUUAGGUGCUAAGGAACACACACACACACACACACACACACACACACACACUGCACACAAUGCAUGGUGCCAUUAAUUCCACAUUUUUGUUGUGCCACUGAAUAGGAAGUGCUGGCCCUGGGGAGUAAGCCCGUCCAAGAACUUGGCUCCGAGGUGUCUAGGCUGUCUUCCUGGCUCCAUCCUGGGCUAAAGGAUUCUAAAUUAUUUUUUAAUGGUUUUUAUCCUAACAUAAAGUAACUACUUGCUUGUUUUGCUCUUUAAGACAUAAACUUUUCUACCCACUAUCUCAUUGCUACUAUAACAGAAUCACUUUUCAUUUUGAUUCUUGUUCACUGUGCCAAGAAACCUACAGCAAUUAGUUUACAGAUGAGAAACAGGCCGAGAGGUGAAAAGUUUCAAAAAAUGUCACAGCUAGUUAGUAGCGGGGCUCAAACCUGACGUCAGGAUUCCUGACUUCUCAUCUGUCUGAUAGUUUAAAAAUCAUUUCUGGCUUCCAAACAACUCCUUAUUUUCACAUUCGUUAAUUGUAUCUUUUAAUUAUCUGUGCUUAAUAUUUUCCUAAUCCAUAUUCAAAAAAAGGUAAAAGUUUCAUUAAAAUUUCCCAGUUAGCAUUUGUGGUACAAACCUUUUGUCACAAUUUUUUGGCUUAAACCUCUAAGUAUUUGGCUGUUGUUACAUAUGAGCAAGUUUCCAGACAUGGGAAUGGGAACUGUAUGGAAAUGAAUCUGGAAAAUAAUUGGUUAUCCUCACAGGAGCAUGAAAACUCCAGGUUGGAAGGGAUUUUAUAGUUCGUGGAGUUCAACCUUUAAUCUGUAUUUCCAUCCCAAUACUUGGGAAUAUUUUAUUUUUCACAUGCUGAAAUCACAGUUUUUUUUCUAUUAGCAAAUACA